AAGGCGAUUCGAAAUGAGCUUGAUGCUCUUCACCGGUUGGCCAUGGCAUUUGCGACGGGCAACCGCGCUGAUAUUCAGCCACUCUUCGAGCGCUAUCAUUUCGUUAGAUCCAUUUAUAGACACCACUCCAAUGCUGAAGAUGAGGUCUAGUUUUUGUUUUCCUUGUUCACAAUCUACCUGUCGAAAUUAAUAUAUUCGAGCCUAUUUCUCAAGUUACCGCAUAAUCAGAUUUUGUUAAGUGUUGGCAAUGUUGUGGAAACAAAAAUUUCUCGGCCUCAUGUUGACUAACUGCAUCUUUCGAUGACCAAACGGCGUUCUUUUCCUUUUGUAUAUUUUAGGUCUGAGUCUGAUUCUUGGUCACUUUAACAUGGCUCUUCUUUUGUUAUUAGCAUAAACAUAUAUACUCUCCUCUUUUUCCACCUGGAGAACAAACGGGAAUAAAUUCGUAAUUACUUUUGCCCUUAUCUUCAACCCCUUUUGCAAAUUGUGGUUUAUUUAAAGCUUAUGCUCCUUUCUGGUAGACUCUUUUCAUUAGGGGGUUUUUGGCUUUUAUCUUCCGUUACUCCUCAUCGAAAGCUAUGAAACAGAUACUUAAUAGCCAGAGCUAUAUCAAAUACAACUCGACGCAGCAAACAGGACACUUCAAACUGGAUUACAUAUUUUGUUGCAAUGACCCUAUCGUUGGAAUGCGUAUCCCGUUGUCUUCAUCAAUUAGUUUUUGGAAGAACUUAAGCUGAAAUGCAAAAAUAAUCGGUGAUUUUUCCUGCUCUUGAUAUACGUGUGAAGAAUGUGGCUCAAACAUAUUCUCUUGAACACAAGGGUGAAAGCAAUCUGUUUGAUCAUCUAUUUGAGCUGCUAAAUUCUACCAUCCAAAAUGAUGAAAGUUUUUCAAAGGAGUUAGCAUCUUGCACAGGAGCUCUGCAAACAUCAGUUAGUCAACACAUGGCUAAGGAAGAGGAGCAGGUAUUUCCGUUGCUUAUCAAGAACUUCUCAGCAGACGAGCAGGCAUCUCUAGUUUGGCAGUUUCUGUGCAGUAUACCUGUCAAUACAAUGACAGAAUUUCUUCCCUGGCUGUCAACAUCUAUAUCACCGGAUGAAUCUACUGAUCUGCAGAAGUGCUUAAGCAAGAUAGUACCAGAAGAAAAGCUUCUUCAAAAGGUUAUUUUCACUUGGAUGGAAGGUAGAGGUGGUGUUAACGCAGUUGAAAGUUGUGGACAUCAUUCUCAUGUUCAGUGUAGUCCUAGCCCAUUAACCCAUCUGAUUGGGAAAGCAAACUGUGCAUGUGAGUAUGCGACAACUGGGAAACGGAAAUAUCCUGAAUCUAUUCUGGAUGUUUCUGAUGCUGCUGGAACACAUCCUAUUGAUGAAAUAUUGCUCUGGCAUAAUGCUGUCAAAAAAGAGUUGAGUGAGAUAGCGGUGGAGACCAGAAAGAUACAGCUUUCAGGAAAUUUUACUAAUUUGUCAGCUUUUAAUGAAAGGUUGCAGUUUAUUGCUGAAGUUUGUGUAUUUCACAGUAUUGCUGAGGACAAGGUUAUAUUUCCUGCUGUAGAUGGCGAGCUUUCUUUCUUUCAGGAGCAUGCUGAAGAAGAAAGCCAGUUUAAUGACUUCCGGUGUUUGAUUGAAGGCAUUCAGAGUGAAGGAGCAACAUCCAAUUCUGAAGCUGAAUUUUAUUCCAAGUUAUGCUUAUAUGCUGAUCAUAUAAUGGAAACCAUACAGAGGCAUUUCCGCAAUGAAGAAGUUCAGGUUCUUCCACUUGCUCGGAAGCACUUUAGCUUCAAAAAGCAACGCGAACUUUUGUACCAAAGCUUGUGCAUGAUGCCUUUAAAAUUGAUUGAACGUGUCCUGCCAUGGUUGGUAGGAUCAUUAACUGAAGAUGAAGCAAAGAUGUUUUUGAAAAACAUGCAACUAGCAGCUCCUCCAACAGAUUCUGCUUUAGUCACUCUCUUCUGUGGUUGGGCUUGCAAGUCUCGGAAGGAGGGUCUGUGCUUGUCUUCAAGUGUAUCAGGCUGCUGUCCUGCUAAAAAUCUUGCUGAUAUUGAAGAAAAUUGUUCGCAGUCAUCCUGUGCUUGUUCUUGUGCAUUAUCUGCUAAUGGUUGCUCAGUAUCAGCUGAAUCAGAUGAGAACAAAAGGCCAGUCAAGCGAAACAUAUUGGAGUUCUGCAAGAAUGGAGAUGUCCCUGAAACUUCAGAAACUGAAAGUAUCCAAGAGCAAUGUUGUAAUGCUCGGUCUUGUUGUGUGCCAGGUUUAGGAGUAAGCAGUAAUAAUCUGGGGCUGAGUUCUCAUUCUACUACCAAGUCCUUGCGCUCCUUAUCUUUCAGCUCUUCUCCCCCAUCUCUGAAUUCCAGUCUUUUCAUAUGGGAAACAGAUCAUAACUCUUGUGAUGCUAGCUCUGCAGAAAGACCGAUUGAUACCAUAUUUAAAUUCCAUAAAGCUAUACGCAAAGACUUGGAGUAUUUAGAUGUUGAAUCUGGAAAGCUUAGUGAUGGUGAUGAGACAAUUCUUCGUCAAUUUGCUGGAAGAUUUCGCCUUUUAUGGGGCUUACAUAGAGCUCACAGUAAUGCUGAAGAUGACAUAGUUUUUCCAGCAUUGGAAUCCAAAGAGGCACUUCACAAUGUGAGUCAUUCAUACACACUGGAUCAUAGGCAGGAAGAAAAAUUAUUUGAGGAUGUAUCCUGUGUUCUUUCUGAGCUUUCUGUUCUCCAUGAAAAUUUGCUGACACUCAAUAUGUCAGAGCAUACAAGUAAUUCUGAAAUUUCUGAUGCCACAGUGCGUGAGAAUAUAAGAAAAUAUAAUGAGUUAGCAACUAAACUUCAAGGGAUGUGCAAAUCCAUAAGAGUGACCCUAGAUCAGCAUAUUUUCAGAGAAGAGCGUGAGCUUUGGCCAUUGUUUGGGAGACAUUUCACUGUGGAAGAACAAGACAAGAUAGUUGGCCGGAUAAUUGGAACUACUGGUGCUGAAGUACUGCAGUCAAUGUUACCAUGGGUAACUUCUGCACUGACUCAGGAUGAACAGAACAAAAUGAUGGACACAUGGAAGCAGGCUACGAAGAACACUAUGUUCAACGAAUGGCUUAAUGAAUGCUGGAAAGAGAGUCCAUCGUCCAUCCCAUUGACUGAAACAUCAGAGCAUAGCACUUCCCAAAGAGGUACUGAAUAUCAAGAAAGCUUGGACCUGAAUGAUCAGAUUUUUAAGCCAGGUUGGAAAGAUAUAUUUCGGAUGAAUCAGAGUGAGCUUGAGUUAGAGAUACGGAAGGUUUAUCGGGAUUCUACUCUUGACCCUAGGAGAAAGGCAUAUCUUGUGCAAAAUCUAAUGACCAGUCGCUGGAUUGCUUCCCAGCAGAAGUCACCCAAAGCUGUGGCUGGAGGAUCCUCAAAUGGUGAAGAAAUAGAAGGAAGGACACCAUCAUUUCGGGAUGUGGAGAAAAAAGAAUUUGGAUGUGAGCAUUAUAAGAGAAACUGCAAACUUCGAGCUGCAUGUUGUGGGAAGUUAUUUCCAUGCAGAUUUUGCCAUGACAACGUGAGCGAUCACUCAAUGGACAGAAAAGCAACAUUAGAAAUGAUGUGUAUGCGCUGCUUGAAUAUACAAGUAGUUGGGCCCAUAUGCAUGACCCCUUCAUGUAAUGGACUUUCAAUGGCAAAAUAUUAUUGCAACAUCUGCAAAUUUUUUGAUGAUGAAAGGAUUGUAUAUCAUUGCCCAUUUUGCAAUUUAUGCCGUGUUGGGAAAGGGCUUGGAAUUGAUUAUUUUCAUUGUAUGAAAUGCAAUUGUUGUCUGGGGAUUAAAACAGCAUCUCACAAAUGCUUGGAGAAAGGCUUGGAAAUGAACUGUCCAAUUUGUUGUGACUUCUUAUUCACAUCCAGUGCUACAGUCAGAGCUCUACCUUGUGGCCAUUAUAUGCAUUCAGCUUGCUUUCAGGCAUACACUUGUAGUCACUACACAUGUCCAAUCUGCAGCAAGUCUUUGGGAGAUAUGGCGUGGAAAUUGAAAUAUGUAGGAGUAAUAGCGAUACAAAACGUACUUGGUUCUCUGCAAAACCAGGUUUACUUUGGCAUGCUCGAUGCCUUGUUGGCUGCUGAGGUGCUUCCUGAAGAGUACAAGGAACGGUAUCAGGAUAUACUAUGCAAUGAUUGUGAUCGAAAGGGCUCUUCACGCUUCCACUGGUUAUAUCACAAAUGUGGUUUCUGUGGCUCAUACAAUACCCGAGUGAUCAAGUCUGAGUCAACAAAUUCCAUCUGCUCCUAGUCUGCUUCUUAGGACAGAGGGGGAUAGAGUUUGUAAAUAGCUGUAUAGGCAAUUCAAAAUUCCCCCCCAAACCAACGACCUGGUCCUUUUUUUAAUCUAAUCAUCUUAUACAUAGCGAAGUGAGUCACUUCCAAUAGAGGCCUCUUGCGAGUUUGUUUUCUCAUGAGCCGGAUGUAGAAGCGUCUUAUCUCUUUAUAUCAUUUGAUGUAUAGAAUACGAACCAACUUUCUUCCCGUUGCCCCCACCCUCCCCACUCCCUCUUUUUGGGCAAUAGAUGCUUUCGCAGCUCCUCUGCACUGAGGACUUGAGGUA
Messenger RNA from Prosopis cineraria, 4551 nucleotides. RefSeq names its product zinc finger protein BRUTUS-like. Gene Ontology annotation, biological process: protein ubiquitination; ubiquitin-dependent protein catabolic process. The transcript has 14 exons. Gene Ontology annotation, molecular function: ubiquitin protein ligase activity; zinc ion binding. The record is from RefSeq and is a predicted model, not a curated record. Lineage: Eukaryota; Viridiplantae; Streptophyta; Magnoliopsida; Fabales; Fabaceae. Gene Ontology annotation, cellular component: nucleus. Bases 943 to 4239 code for a protein of 1098 amino acids.